CCUCCUGGACAGCAAGCCGUUCCUGCUUCGCCGUGGUGAGCUGCCAUUGUCACUGCCUGUAUUUUCGGCCGAUAUCGAUAAGGAAUGAAAAGGCUUGGCACGACGCGUCUUCCCGACGCGAUGAACGAGACACGCCUGCACACACCAUGUCAAGGACGCGACACAUCUAUACACUCAAUGUGAAGGACGGCUGCGUCGAGCCCAGCAGCGAUGCCCAAACACAGUCGCUUGCUCAAAGAGUUGCGACACGAGCCCGUCAAUGGCCGCAGCAUUUUCGCCAAUCCCGAUAUUCUCUCAUCGUCUCAAGCCGCAUCGCAAUCACAAUCACCCCACAGCACUGGAGCUGCACACCAGAGACGUGCGAUACGACCGGUACCAGCUGGUAUAUUGGAUCAAUGCACCAUCUGUAUGGAGGAACAGCUCUUCUCACAAGCUUUUGCUCUGCUUGAAAGUGGACUGAGCGCCGGCUUCGACACGAAUGCACCAGCCUGUAUCCCACCGCCGCAGCAUCUUGCUCUCGCCUCCACACUCGUUGUUCAUCCAUCGAUGACGACACGUACGGAUGACCCUGAUAAGCGAAUUGCAGCAGAUCACGCUGCGAAAUACCUUCGAGAAGUCGUGGCCAUGGUGGGCGUCGAAGGAACUGGACUUCCGGAAGCUUUGCAGUUCGGACAGUCGAACAACGCGCGAACUGGGCGGACGAAACGCGCAAAGACGAGACGCAGUGACGCGGUGUAUGAGAGCGACGAAAAUGAGGAUACAAGCAGAUUGCGGAGCCAUUAUUCAGAGAGGCAAUCAUUGGGAGAGAAUGCGCAAGACUUCUGGGCGGUCGUCGGCUGGGCGUUCAAUUGCAGUGUCAAACACAAAGCACGGUGGCAGAGAUGGCGGAUCUGGCUCGAAUUAAUGCUUGACGUUUUGCAGCACGAUUUGGCUGCACGCGUUUCACAAGGAAUGGCUCACGCCAAAAACAACACCUUUUCCAAGACUCUGUUUGCACAGUACAUGUCGACCGUCGGUGCUGGUAGGAACAACAUGCGACGGCUCAUGCGUGCGGUGCUAGCAGAUGGUUCAGAAAAGAGCCUUAGGGAGUUCGGAGAGAUCUGGAAGAACGAAACCAAGCCACCAAAGAAGAAAGAAGAAUCGCGAUCGGCCAAGCGACGAAAGCUCGAUCUGGACAACGACGAUUAUGGCGACUAUCUCGAGAACUACUCGGAAGAAGAUGCGGCAGAAACGCGCUCGGCCAGAUCGCGCUCGGUCACUGCAUCAAGACGCCGACGAAGUCGAACCCCUGCGAACCCAGACACGAACACCCAAGACGACGAUCGUGACAGUGGUUUCGAAGAUACCACUGAGGCUGAUGCGAUUGAGCAAUUUGGCGGGAUGGAAACCAUACAAUUACGGCAGAGAUUUCUGGCUAUCUUCACAGCCUUUAGCAGGGCCGCGCCCACACUGUUCGUGGAUACCGAGGAGCUUUUCUCCAUUUUCACGGAAUUCAUCAGACCCCUGCCGCUCCAGAUAUUUCAGCAAUUCACUUUGCCUACAACAGCAUAUCUGAGUGCCGACCUACAAACGUCAUUGAACGAGAUGAUGUCCCGGCCGCUGCUUGGAACGCAUGCCACACAAGGUCUGAUCGAUCAGAGAGAGUUUGAGGCAUCCUUCGCUACAUGCACAGCGACCAACGCUUCGUUCGUAGACAACGCCAAAGUCAGUUUGCUGUCCGAGAGUAUGCUUCGUGCUCUGUGGACUUCUGGACAUCUAAUUGGUGAUUUGCCCCGGCUGAAAACCUUGGUCGAGCAAGGCAUCCAAAUGCGAUCUGACAAGACUGCCACUGAUGGUCGAAGAAAGGCUGGCAAGAAGUCAUACUUAGAUGAAGAGGCUAAGAUCGUCCUGGAUUGUUCAGGACAGCGAAUGGGCUUACUACUGCGAGUGAUUGUUGGUCGAUAGCACUUGAGUUGCACCGGAGGCCAGGCGAACCACGACAAUGCGCUGCGGACAAAGCAGUUGCUAGGGCCAUCAACCGCGCGAUGGAUUUUCAGAAUCAGACUACAGUGCUGCCGUUUGGCAGAGUAUUCAGCACUGCAUAGGAGAUGCCCCCACAUACUCAGUGGUGCAUCCCACCAUUUUCUUGGCCGAUGCUUCCGAACGUGGGAUCC
Molecule: messenger RNA, 2153 nt
Organism: Cercospora beticola
Lineage: Eukaryota; Fungi; Ascomycota; Dothideomycetes; Mycosphaerellales; Mycosphaerellaceae
Source: RefSeq, a predicted model, not a curated record